AUGCUUUCUACUCUUGCCAAAACACUGGCAGUGCUGGUCUCCCUCCAGACCACACUAGGCCUCGCCACGCCAGUGGCUCCCUCCGACUCGGCUGUCGAAAAGCGAGCUAGCGGCUAUGUCAACGCUGUCUACUUCACUAACUGGGGCAUUUAUGGCCGUGGCUACCAGCCCGCGGACCUUCCUGCAUCUCAGAUCUCGCAUGUUCUCUAUUCAUUCAUGAAUGUCCAAGCCGACGGCACCGUCGUCUCUGGUGAUACUUAUGCCGACCUCGAGAAGCACUACCCAGGAGACUCUUGGAAUGACCAAGGCAAGAAUGUCUACGGCUGCGUCAAGCAGCUUUAUCUCCUGAAGAAGGCGAACCGGCACUUGAAGGUGAUGCUUUCCAUCGGCGGCUGGACCUGGUCUACCAACUUCCCGUCUGCCUCCUCCUCGGACUCGUCACGUUCCAACUUUGCCCGGACUGCAGUCAACUUCGUCAAGGAUUGGGGCUUUGACGGCAUUGACAUUGAUUGGGAGUACCCGGCCAACGACAACGAGGCUCGCAACAUGGUCGCGCUGCUCCAAGCCGUGCGCAACGAACUCGAUUCCUACGCCGCUCGGGCGGCCAAUGGCCACCACUUUGAGCUCUCCAUUGCCGCCCCCGCCGGGCCCAAGAACUACGAAAAGCUCUACUUCAAGGACAUUGGCAAUCUGGUCGACCACGUCAACCUCAUGGCAUAUGAUUAUGCCGGCUCUUGGGACAACACUACCGGCCAUGCGGCAAACAUUUACGCCAACCCGCAGAACUCGGUCGCCACUAAAUUCAACACGGAUCAAGCUGUCAACGCCUACAUUGGGGGCGGUGUCCCCGCGAGCAAGAUGGUUCUCGGCAUGCCCCUCUACGGCCGGUCAUUCGAGUCGACUACUGGGCUCGGCGCGUCCUACAGCGGCGUCGGUGCUGGAAGCUUCGAGAACGGCAUCUGGGACUAUAAGGUGCUUCCCAAGGCGGGCGCCACUAUGCAGUACGACAGCGUCGCCAAGGCCUCCUAUAGCUACGACUCGGGCAGCCGCGAGCUCAUCUCGUUUGACACUCCCGAUAUGAUCAAGGAGAAGGUCUCGUACCUCAAGGACAAGGGCAUGGGAGGCAGCAUGUUCUGGGAGGCGUCGGGUGACCGCAAGGACGGCAGCUCGCUGAUCGCCACCAGCAUCAACGCCCUUGGCGGCCUCGAUUCGACGGAGAACUGGCUCAGCUACCCUGAGUCGCAGUACGACAACAUGAAGAAGGGCAUGUAA
This is a messenger RNA of Purpureocillium lilacinum, 1272 nucleotides long. RefSeq names its product chitinase 1. Gene Ontology annotation, molecular function: chitinase activity; chitin binding. Gene Ontology annotation, biological process: chitin catabolic process; carbohydrate metabolic process. The record is from RefSeq and is a predicted model, not a curated record. Gene Ontology annotation, cellular component: extracellular region. NCBI's taxonomy places the organism in Eukaryota, Fungi, Ascomycota, Sordariomycetes, Hypocreales, Ophiocordycipitaceae.